UUCUCUCUACCUCUCCUUCUCUCUCUCUUUCUCUCUCUCUCUCUUUCUCUGUGUGACUGCGUCUGGCUGAGCUCCGGUGGUGGGUGUGUGCAUGCAUGUGUUCUGCACCGUACGGGCGGAAAAAGCGCCCAAGAUCUGCAGGGAGCAUCUUCCCCACCAGCAAAGUGGCGCAGACGGAGCCGGAGCGCCGGGAGAGCGCGGAGGGGGCCGUGGACGGCAGCAGGAUGACAGUGCAGGAAUUCAACACCCUCGUCGCGCUGUACCGGGAGCAGGUCAUAUCCGUCGGGGAGAUGUCAGCCGACUGUCCGUCUCUGCGGGUUCAGAUGCACCACACGCGGUCCAAAGGUUGCUCCAUGGCCCGGGCAGCGCACCAGGACCUCACCGUCAUCUCUGUGUCAGGUCUGGAGGACGGAGAGAUCCACCCCGAGAUCUGUCGGCUCUUCAUCCAGCUGCAGUGCUGCCUGGAGAUGUUCAUAACGGAGAUGCUCAAGUCCAUGUGCCUGCUGGGGGUGCUGCAGCUGCACAGAAAAAGAACAGACUCAGACCCGAGGUUGGACUUCAGGGUGGAUGAGAGCUCGGACGUUCCCAUCCUGGAUGACCGAUCCUCCUCCCCCAUCGAUUUUCCUCAUCAGCAGUGGCUGGUGGGAAUGGAUAUUCAAAAUAUAGAGAGAGACAUGCGAGAGAUGAGAAAUCUACUCAGCAAACUCAGGGACACGAUGCCAUUGCCACUGAAAAACCAAGACGACAGCAGCUUGUUGAAUCUGACUCCACACCCGCUGAUCAGACAGAGGAAGAGACGCUUCCCUGGGCUGUGCUGCAUGGUGUCCGGCUGAGCGCCUGAAGGCAGCACGACAGGCAACACAUAAAUAAGAGAUUCAUUCAUCUUAUUUCAUUCUAUUAUUUUAUUUAGUUAGAGUAUUUUCCCCCAUAAUAUCUGAAAUUGUAAUCUUGUAGUAACUGUUAUCUAAUUCUAUGACAUUUGUCUUUUUCAUCUUGAUGGUAACUUUUUUUUUAGCUGGUCGGUCAUUCGAGUCUCGCGUUCUGCGACUCAGCUCUUUCCGGUUCGGUCCGUUUAGUGGCAUAGAAUUUCGGACUUAUAUCUAGUUUGGAUUUGGUUAUUUUCAAAUGUAUUUUAUUCAUAAAUAUCCCGAGUAGAUGGUUCAUAUAUACGAUCCCCAGUGGAGAGGGGGAAAUAGUGAAGCCAAAGUGUUGCAUUAGCCUCGCGAGCUGACUGUCAGUAAUGGAUCAAAUGCAUCAAAAAUAUAGUACUGUGCAGAACUCUAUUUUGUUUACUGGUUCUUUUUCAGGAGAGUCAUCUUUGCAUUUUCUUUCUUUUUCCUUCUAACUUAUGCAGCCAUUCCAACUUAUUGUUUUCUGCCAUUUUUUAUUAUGGAAGAAUAAAAAUGUACAUAUUCAGGCUAUGCACUGGCAUUUCUGGUUUUCAGCUGUCUCACUGUGCUUGCGUCACACCUCCAUGUUUGAAUGUGUCACAAUGUGACAUGCUUUAGUCCCAACGACCUCCUGAUGUAAUUCAACUGAUCAUCAUUCAGUAGAGGCUCUUGCCAGGUGAGUCUCUACUUGCCUGUGUGGGGUGAAACCCCGUUGACAAAGCAAUUCAUAUACAGUGUCAUGAUGCGUGCACUUAAUUGGCUCCUAUAAUUAUUGCUUUUCUUUUUUCUAUAAAAAAAAAAGAUUUUUAAUUAAUCCAACAGUAGGUGUGUAAAAAUAAACGUUAUGCCAAAAAAAGCUUAUAGAUAAUCUAAGCGUCAGCCUUUCAGCAGCGACGAUGAUGUGUAAUGAUGUUGGUCAGUUAGUCGUUCCAAUAUCAACAGAGCAUUAGAGUCAAUCUGAGGGAGGAAAGACAAAAAAAAUGUUGUAAAUUAUGAGAUGUUUCUUUUAAUGCUCCAUCAUAGUAAACAUGUGAGGGCAUCUAAUCUAAUUUACCCAAUCACAACACAUACUGUAUGUUCUCAAAAUGAAAUCUCUUUCUUUGACUUUAGUAUCAUAUAAUCAAUACUUUUCCUUGUGAAAUUGCUUUAUAAUUGUAAUAUUUUGUUUACUCUAAUACUUGUGAAAAAAUGCUGAAUCAUCAGUAUGUUGUUCAUUCUGCCCAACACUUUAAAAGUUCUCCAUACGACAUUCCGACCAUAGAUAUAGCCGCAAACAAUAAUUUGCUAUGUAAAGCUAUAAUGGAUUAUGUCUACCUGAGCAGAGAAUGAAGUCACUCCCCCUGUGUGUGUGUGUGUGUGUGUGUGUGUGUGUGUGUGUGUGUGUGUGUUUGUAAUGCGAGCUUCUCUGUGCUUUGUUGACAUAGCCGGACCAGCCGCCCGUGCCUUGUCGUGCUUGUGAGCGUGCCCCACUGGCUAGCUAGUUGCCGCAGCUCUGCACUGCACUCAUACAGCGGUUUCAGCUGCUAACCUCCGGUCCCCCCUCAGAUAAACACUGUUAUCCCUGUCAGCACUGUUACCACUGUUUGCACCGUUAGCUGCGAGCCACCGGCUCAGCCGGAGUCAUGUUGAGAGCCGUUGAGAGGCAAUAGAUAUGCUCUGAAGUUCGCAUUUAGCGCCUUUAAUAUUUCACUAGCAGGGCUUUUAGUCUUGUUGUACACGAAUGUCCAGCAUGUCAUUAGCAGUAUUCCCUGAUUUUUUUUUUAACUUUCAGCUUAAGCUUUCCUUCGCAAGGGCUUUUUAUGUUCCACAUACAGAAACAGAAGAAUUGAAAAACCCAAACACUAAAAACGAAUUGAGAUGAACUCAUUCAUCCAAAGCACUUCACUGGAGCCAUUUCCCCAUUGAAUGUAAGUGUAUUGUAAUUUGUAAAUUUGUGUUUGUGAAGUUUGUUCUCUUUCUUUGAUGUAAUCUAGAGUGGUGAUGUCUAAGUUGAUAAAUUAUUUGUUUUGGCAUGUAUAUGACUCAGAGUAUGCCAUGUGUAGUUAAUGUGUCCUGCAAUGUAGAGAACUCACAGAUAAACGUAUGUACAGCUUAGGACAUUUUAUAAUGUGAAUAAAAUUUUCUAUACAAGUAA
This is a messenger RNA of Anarrhichthys ocellatus (wolf-eel), 3024 nucleotides long. RefSeq names its product regulator of G protein signaling 7 binding protein b (gene rgs7bpb). Bases 96 to 833 code for a protein of 245 amino acids. The transcript is spliced from 6 exons. Lineage: Eukaryota; Metazoa; Chordata; Actinopteri; Perciformes; Anarhichadidae. The record is from RefSeq and is a predicted model, not a curated record.